AUGGGACCGGCCGAGACCGCCUCUUCACCUGCUUUUCCCCUUUUAGAUCCGAUAAUCGUCGACGACGAGAUGGAAAACGCCUACCAAGAUACAGGAAUGGACUUUUUAGAUCCCACAAGGCUGCAGAUGUCGACAGAAGAUGCGGGUCGGGAUUUCGAUGAUCUCUUUGCUCGAGCUACUUCUUCCCGGGCCGUCGCGGACCCGGAGUCAUCAUGUUUGUCCCCUUCGGAUUUAUCUGUCAAGCGUCAUUUCAAAGAGCAGGAUGUGCUGAAACAGCCUCGUGUGGUAGCUUCAGACUCGCCCGCCGAAUCCCCAGAUGACUCGAGCCGGAGCUCCUCGUCCGAGUCGCCGCGGAAUCAUGUUCGAAACUCGUCUGUUGCUUCGUCUACCUCUGCCGUUCACAGUGAAAGCACAAUGAUGCCUUUUAGAUACCCGUCCGAAGACUGGAUGAACCCCGACCUUGCUGCCGUGAAGGAGGAGCCAUUAUUUGGGUUGGAUGCUGCGCUUCCGAGUAUGGAGGGUGGGUUCACGAUAGAUACUGACCUCGAGUCAAGUAACAAGGCCAUGGAUGCUGCGUUCGAUUUCGAGAGUGCGGCUAGUAGUCCAAGCCCGUUGAAGCCGGACGGCACCCCGCAGCCUAGAGUCCAGAAAAGAUUAAAAUCACAACUACGGAAUCCAUCCAGUUCCAAAUUAAAACAGUCCGCUUCCCCUCAACUUCCUACGUCAGCAUCCCCUUUCUUCUCCCAAUCUAUGAAAGAGUCAUCUCCCUUUUCAGUAUCAAAGCUUCCUGGUCCGUGGGGAGGUCAAUCUCCCUCAUCGCUGUUGGAGGAAAGCUUUGGGGGUAUCAACAUGAAUGGCGGAUCUCCAAUGAACCCAUCUCUCUCAUCAGGCUUGAAUUUUGGACAAAGCGGCCUUCCGUUUAAUAUCAACUUUGCACCAUCACCACCUCAAAGCAGCUUGAAAACAGAACCAUCUCCGCACCAUGUUCUGACAGUCCACCCUACAUCUUUAAAAUCACGAGUGGAGACACAAAUCCCCAUCAGAUUGACUCUAUUCCCAUUGCCUCAAGGCGUGAAAAAAUUGCGCUUGCCGAGCCAUACCAUUUCGAAGCCCAAAUUUCUUGCACCGCCUUGCACUGAACGUUCCCCCGAUACCAUGGAAUUGCAUACCAGUCUUGUGUGCACAAGUGCCAUGCAGGACCAGGAAAAGUUAAAACGGGCGUACGCAAGAGCAAGAGGCGAAAUCCCACGCCGCUCUUCCAAUUCGAGUCCCAAAUCUGUCGAAGACCCUCAAGAAGAAGACAAGCCUUUGGAUGGCGGCGAAGUCAAAAUCUGCGCCGGCUGUAUCCAACGUGAACGCAAGCGUGCUUCCCGCAAGAAGCAGAGGAAACCCGAAGAGGAUGAAUUAUUUCAGAAGGAUGAAGAAAAGAGGGUCAUUGUGUUUAAUACCAACGAGCUCAAGGAGUGGACUGAACCGUCCAAGAACGCCAUGCCGGGGUAUGGUGACAUUCCUGUGCCUGUUAUCCCCGCAGGAGCAAUGCAAGUAGAAUUGCCUAUGCGAAUAGCAUGUUACUGCAGACACCAGAACGAAAAGCUUGGUUUUCAGGUCAUCUUCACUGUCAAAGAUUACAUGGAAAAUGUAAUUGCUCAAGCAAUCACCAAUUCUAUUAUGAUCACAGAUGACCACAAAACACACGCUCCUCCGGCUCCUCCGGCUCCUGGGCCUUCUCCCUCUUUGCCCGACGGGACUCAGUUGCCUGGUGUUGGUGUUUUCCCAUCGGAGCCUAGUUUGGACAGAGGAAAAGCACCAGCUACCGCCCAGCAAUCUUUCCAGUCCUCUCCUUCAGCCACUGAUUUGCAAGGUCUCCAGCAGAGGCUUAAUUCACAGUACCAAUUGACCCCGGGAUCCUUUGCUGUACAAAAUCCUACAAACAACACCCCCAGCUCCCAAAGGAGCCUUUCAAGGCAGACAUCACCGAAUGACUUCCAAGGGCCAAUGAGCAAGCGCCGCAAGCACAGCAACUCCGGAAGACUUCCCUCAGAGUUGACAAUGACUAAACUGGAAACCCCUCAAUCUUCUACCGCCGGACCCUCGACUUCACCAGCCAUGAGCAAUGCCCCGCAAUUCCCCGCAGCUCGUGGAUUCGCAUCGCCAUCUGAGAGGCCUUUUGUGGCAUCGUCUGCCAUGACCGGGCCCUUCGCCAACGGCCCACCUACCCCUAAUAGCAACGACAAUAACCCAUUCUUUAACCCCUCCGCCCAACACCAAAGCCUGGAUAGUCUUCUUCAGCAGCAGCUGAUGUCAGCACCAAAUUCAGCUCAGCCAAGUCGCCCCGGGACACCUGGGACUGCCGCUCGGAAUAAUUUCCAAGAACAGGCUCUCAAUUUGAAUAUCGGCCCUGCCCCAACGACUCCGUUGUGGCCUCCUUUGACAAACGCCGGGAACAGAUUACCAUCUGUCAUACACAAGUUGGUGCCGGCGGAAGGCUCCAUUACGGGCGGAACAGAAGUAACGCUGCUGGGAAGCGGGUUCUACCCUGGAAUGGAGGUUGUAUUCGGUGACACCCUUGCCACGACAACAACGUUCUGGGGUGACAAGUGUCUGAACUGCCUGACUCCACCAGCACUCCAACCAGGACUAGUGGCGGUUGUUUUCAAACACGAGCACCCGACAUUUGGUCAGAUACAACCAGUUCAACCAUUGAUGCCGAAACAGCAGCAGUUCUUCCGGUAUGUAGACGACCGGGAAUUGCAAAUGUAUCGACUUGCUCUGGGUAUCCUAGGACAGAAACUGGGAAGUCAAGCAGAUGCGUUCCACACGGCUCAGCAGAUCAUGGGAAGUGACCCCAAGGCCAUCUUCAAUUUCCAAAAAGAUUUCCAGGGUGGUUCCGGCGGCCAUCAACGACAGGUCCCAGGCUUAGAUUCUCAGGGUAAAUUGAGCGAUCUUGACUCCAAGAUGUUGACGUAUCUCGAAUUUGUCGACCUGGAUGACAGCCCCCGCCCGCCCAAGUUCAAUUCUCGUUGCGGAACGGGUCAAACUCUUCUGCAUUUCGCGUCUUCUUUGGGCUUGACUCGAUUUGUUGCUGGUCUUCUUGCACGGGGCGCCAAUCCGGAUGUACAGGACAGCACUGGGAAUACGCCCAUGCACCUGGCAGCGUUGAGCGGUCAUGCACACAUUGUUCACAGGCUUCGCCUUGCUGGUGCCAAUGCCAAUGCUCGUAGCGUCAGAGCAUUUACUCCAGCUGACCUUGCAACAACACUGCCUGCUCAUCAAGCAGCCUUAAUACCAUCGCGUCAUUACCGUUCGCGAAGUGCUGGGUCUCUAACAUCCACCCGUCGCAGACAUAGCAGUUCGGCAUCUCUCCAUUCCCUCUGGGAAGCUUCCUCUGCAUCUGGUUCUCUCGAUCAAGCGGUCGAUGACUCUGAUUCAUCAGAGGACGAGGAUGUUGAUUCCGAAGACGAACCUGAGCCCGGUUUCUAUUACUCGGCAUCACGACGGUCGAGCGUCCACCAAGACGCACAAUCUCCAUCCUCUGCCGACCAAACAGAGCCAGCAGAGCACGCUCGACCCUUUUCUCCUCCAGCUGCUCUUGUUGCAUGGCGAAACCAGCUUCAAACCCAAAUCAAUCAAUUCCAGCAAAGUGUUUCCAAUGCCUUCCCCAAUCUUCCUGCCCUGCCACCCAUGCCGGCAUUGCCUGAUUACCAAGCGCAUCCAAUGAUGCGUCGCAUUACCAACCUUGUUCCGCACCGGCCGACUGCCUCAUGGCCGGCCAAGGACGGCUGGUGGGAUCUGUUGAAGGGUAACUCUGCGCCAAACACCACAGAAUUACCGUCGUAUGAGGAACUCUACCCUCAUAAGGAAGAGGGCGGGGAAGAAGCUUCAUCGAUGAAGAAGGAAUCUUUGGUCAGAGCAGCCACCGAGGCAGCACUGGACCAGCAUUUCGAGGCGCAGGCUAGCACCUCCAAAGCUGUACCUGCCAGGGAAGAGAAGGAGGAACUCAAAGAUAUCCGGAUUGGUGACAAUGUGAUCUCUCGCGAGCAGCAGAAGCAUCUCAGAGAACAGCAGGCACAGAGAAUGAAGGGACUUGGCAGUGAUCGGAAUUUAUAUUUCAUUUGGAUUCCUCUCCUGCUUCUUGUCAUCUGUGCUUGGGUUAGAAACUAUAUUCCGGGUAUUUGGCAAGGUUUUUCCAGCGGCUAUGAGUUCGUUAAGGCCCGUUAUACACAACGGGCCCUGGAAGCUGGUGUCUAA
This is a messenger RNA of Aspergillus wentii DTO 134E9, 4248 nucleotides long. RefSeq names its product putative membrane-tethered transcription factor (SPT23). The transcript is spliced from 4 exons. The record is from RefSeq and is a predicted model, not a curated record. Lineage: Eukaryota; Fungi; Ascomycota; Eurotiomycetes; Eurotiales; Aspergillaceae. Gene Ontology annotation, molecular function: protein binding. The coding region runs from base 1 to 4248 and encodes 1415 amino acids.